This is a messenger RNA of Labeo rohita (rohu), 1698 nucleotides long. RefSeq names its product gastrula zinc finger protein XlCGF26.1-like. The transcript has 3 exons. Lineage: Eukaryota; Metazoa; Chordata; Actinopteri; Cypriniformes; Cyprinidae. The record is from RefSeq and is a predicted model, not a curated record. Bases 216 to 1565 code for a protein of 449 amino acids.
GUUGGACAGUUUACAUUUUUCUACGAACCCUAAACUUCAGCAUAAUAUAUGCUUAUGUGUGUAUGUAUGCAUGAGUGUGAUUGUGUGUGUGAGGACUUUUAUUUUGGUCUGACGAUAUGACGCCAGAAGCCUGCGGUCUUGUGUUUGUUAUGAUGUGAUUUUGCUGAAGAAAGGAAAAACCCCUGGUGAAGAAACUGAGAUCCACGUGACACAUUAUGAAGAUGGCUAUUAUUAAAGAGGAGAGUGAAGACAUAAGGAUUGAAGAAGCAUUCAGUGUGAAACAUGAAGAUACAGAGGAACAAACAGACCUGAUGACACUGAAGGAGGAGAGCCAAGAGCUGAAAAAUGAAAUGAAGUACAAAUAUGAAUAUCAGAAACAUCAUGAUUUUAUGACUGAAGAAAAAUCCUCAAAGACCGAAAAGAGAGGUCAGAAGAAAGGAACUAAAAGGUAUUUCACCUGCCAAGAGUGUGGAAGGAGUUUUGAUCAAAUUGGAAACCUUAAAGUCCACAUGAGAAUUCACAAAGGAGAGAAGCCUUUUACCUGCCAACAGUGUGGAAAGUGUUUCAAUGAAAAAGGAAAUCUUAAUACCCACAUGAGAGUUCACACUGGAGAAAAGCCUUAUAUCUGCCAACAAUGUGGAAAGAGUUUCAGUCAAAAAGGAAACCUUAAAGUCCACAUGAAAAUUCACACUGGAGAGAGCUCUUUUACCUGUCAACAGUGUGGAAAGUGUUUUACUGAAAAAGGAAACCUUAAGGUCCACAUGAGAAUUCACACUGGAGAGAGCUCUUUUAUCUGCCAGCAGUGUGGAAAGAGUUUCACUCAAAAAGGAAACCUUAAAAAACACAUAAGAACUCACACUGGAGAAAAGCCUUACACCUGCAAAUUAUGUGGGAAAGGCUUCACACGCGAACUAGGCCUUAGUUAUCACAUGAACAUGCAUACUGGAGAAAAGCCGUUCGUAUGUAGUCAGUGUGGAAAGAGAUUCACACGUAAACUGACCCUUGAGACCCACAUUAGAACUCACACUGGAGAGAUGCCAUUCGUAUGUGGUCAGUGUGGAAAGUGUUUCAGAUGUAAAGAAAACCUUAAUCACCACAUGAGGAUUCACUCAAGGGAGAACUAUUUUAUAUGUCAUGUGUGUGGAAAGAGUUUCACGCACAUGAAUCGCCUUAAGAGGCAUUUAAUAACUCACACUAGAGAAAAGCAUUUUAUGUGCCAUCACUGUGAAAAGAGUUUUACAAAUGAAAGAAGCCGUAAGACUCACAUGACAAUUCACACCGGAAAGAGGCAUUUCACAUGCCUUCAGCGUAAGAAAAGUGUAAGAUAUCGAAGAGGCCUAAAACAUUUACAGAUUUACUCUGGACAAGGGGGAUUUAACUGCAAUCAGUGUAAUAAAAAAUUUCCUUUGCCGUUACACCUACAGAUACACCUGAAAAGUCAUGCAGAUGUUAGACCCUAUUUGUGUUCCACGUGUGGAAAGUGUUUUAAGUGGCCUAGCGAUUUACUAUGGCACCAAAAAAUACGUAUUUGUGUGAAAUUAAGACUUCGUUCACAACACAGUUGAAUCUAGUUUUCUCCUUUUUUGUGAGUCUGUUUACAUGAACUUUAAAUGAUCAGGUAUUUGCCGAACCAGUGAUGCUUCUACAACAAUCACCCUGUUUUUCACUUCCUUUGUCUCUUAAUUUAUUUGAAUUAAA